CAUGAGGAACAAGGGCCUGCCCGCGAUUAUCCUUCUGCUGGCGGCCGGGUGCGCCGCCGGCGACGGGGAGGCUUCCGCGAGGCUCGGUGCGAUCGUCCCCUCGGAGCCCCAGCAGCAGUUCGAGGAGGCCGCGAGCCUCGGGUCCAGUCUCGCCAACUGGACCGGCCUUCACGAGACCCUCGACUUUUUCAACCCGAGGAACCUCGCGCGCAACUGGAGCCCGCUCCUGGUGCAGACCCUCGGCGACGAGUGCGCACGCGACGUCGCGCGCUACCUCAACGGCCUGAGGAGGCAGGAGCUCUGGGCCAUUAAGAUGGACGACGCCUCGGGACGGUACACGAGCGGCUUCUACUGGGGUAACUCCUACUUCACGGGCUCGGCGACCGAGUGCGAGUUCAUUAGUAAGGGCGUUUUCGCCGGCUCCUCCUCAGCCCCAUAUUCUGCGGACGAGGUGAGCGAGGCCGAGGAAUUCAUCACCGAGCCCCACAAGAAGCGGCCCCAGGCUGGAUUCAGCGUACAACAGCAGCAGCAGCAGCAGCAACCGACUCGUCAGGGAGCCAUGAACGACCGACCGCCGUUUUCCCUUGGCUUCUACAUGCUGAGGAUAGCCGUUAACGUCACCCUCCCGCCCGCGAACCGAGUGCUGCACCUAGGUGUCUGCCUACCCUACUCAUGCACCGCAGCCGACGUAGCCGUCAUCGCCAAAUUGGCCUCGAGCGACGUCGCCGGAAGGCAAUCUCACGUGGAAAAGGUGCGCGACCAACGGGACUACUACGACAUGUACGCCGACUCGGUUUUCUGGAUCCUCUUCGGCGUCAGUACGGCUGUCCUCUUCUUGCUCAUCGCCGGCACGAGCUACGAUGUUUAUCUCAUGAAGAAGAUCGCGCGCAAGCGAAGCGUAUCUUACGACAUGGAGAAGCAAAUGAAACUCGAGCAACUUACCAAUGCCAAGAUUCAUCACAAUGCAUCUCAAGGUAGGACCUACAUUCCUGUUCCAGUAGCGGAAUCAGUUAUUACUGCAGUGCCACCCGUUAACAAUAACAACGACCACGAGGGGAAUCUUCGACCACCGACUCCGGACUUUCAAAAACUAAAUGUCUGGGAGGAGCUCCUGCUUUCGUUCUCCAUCCGCGCGAACUUCCGAGUUAUCUGCGAGGGCGAGGUUGGCCGCGACACCAUCAGCACGGUUCAUGGUCUGCGAGCCAUCUCCAUGGCCUGGGUCAUCCUCGGGCACACCUGUAUCAUCGUCUUCAAGUACUCGGACAACAUGGAGUACCGUAAAAUCGUGGAGAAGCGGUUCCUCUUCCAGACAAUCCAGAACGGUGCCUUCAGCGUCGACACCUUCUUCUUCAUGGGCGGCCUCCUCGUCAGCUUCCUCUACUUCCGCACCAAUGCCAAGGGGGACCUUAACAGGCUCACCCAGGGCACGCGCGGCUUCGUCGCCGGCUUCCUCAAGUUCCUCGGCUUUCUAGCUUACAGGUUUUGCAGGCUCACCGCGCCCUAUAUGUUCGUCCUUGGCAUCACCGAAAUAUCCAUGAAGUGGUUUCACGCGAAUUCCGUCUUCGAGCCGCCCACCGCCGAUCACUAUAACUGCCCCAACUACUGGUGGAGGAAUCUCCUUUACAUCAAUACGCUGUAUCCCGUGGAGCAGAUGUGUAUGCUGUGGAGCUGGUACAUCGCCGACGACACUCAAUUCUACAUAGUGGGGGCGGUGAUCCUGAUCGUGGCGACGAAUCACUUCAAGAUCGCGGCCUUCUCGCUCGUCCUGCUAACGGUGAGCUCGUGGAUUACGACCGGCUACAUCGCCCUCGUUAACAACCACAUGCCAAACACCGACGAUCCUCUCGCACUCUUCGACAAGAUUUACGACAAGCCGUGGACUAGGCUGGGUCCUUACCUCAUUGGCAUGUCCGUCGGCUAUUUCCUCUUCAAGACUGAUUGCAAAAUAAAAAUGUCCAAAGCAACUGUCUUUCUAGGAUGGCUCCUCUCCUCGGCGUGCCUGCUCAGUCUUUUGUACGGCCUCUACGAGGUGGAAAUAUCGCCGGCAACGGGAGCCGCUUACUCAUCCCUUAGCCACAGCGCCUGGGCCCUCAGCCUCGCUUGGAUCGUCAUCGCUUGUAGCACCGGCUACGGAGGAUACGUUAAUGACAUUUUGUCCGCGCCGAUCCUUUAUCCGUUUAGCAGAGUAACGUACUGUGCGUAUUUGGUUCAUCCCAUCGUCAUCAGACUGACAGCGAUGAAUAUGGACUCCCCACUGCAUUUAGGAAAAGACAGUAUGGUAAUAACGUUUUUCGGACAAGUGGUCGCAUCUUACAUUCUGUCGUUCGUAAUAUCGAUUUCCUUCGAAGCCCCGGUUGUCAGUAUGCUCAAGAUCUUAUCACCAAAAAAAAGGAAUCGCAUUCAAUAAGUGCUUGUGGGGAAGA
This is a messenger RNA of Ceratosolen solmsi marchali, 2423 nucleotides long. RefSeq names its product nose resistant to fluoxetine protein 6. The record is from RefSeq and is a predicted model, not a curated record. Bases 2 to 2407 code for a protein of 801 amino acids. The transcript has 11 exons. Gene Ontology annotation, molecular function: acyltransferase activity, transferring groups other than amino-acyl groups. NCBI's taxonomy places the organism in Eukaryota, Metazoa, Arthropoda, Insecta, Hymenoptera, Agaonidae.